CCCUCCUUCUUAAAAAUGUCAGAACCAUCUUAUCAAAGGGAGUAUUCAGUCAGCGGUGGAUCUGACAGUGAUGAAGCUGCCAAUAUUAAAAUAUCAGUUAAAUCUAUCUCAGAGUAUUUUCAUUGUCCUAUCUGUCGUUGUUCAAUUCAAGGGGCAACACUUACUAGCUGUGGUCAUAGAUUCUGUGGUAGUUGUAUUAGUGAGUGGGUUGGAAGAAAACACCAGUGUCCAAUAUGUAGAGAUAAAAUGAGUGUUGAUGAUAUAAUUCCUGACAAACAUUUUGAUGAGCUGAUAGGUAAAAUAGUGACCGAGAGAGUAAAAGAAGAAAAACUUUAUUAUCAAAAAGUGGCCGAUGCAGCAUCUGAAUCAGUUCUGACUGGAGCUAAAUCUCUUUCCGGUAGUCUUGUCAUGUCACCUCUCACAGGAAUACUUGAAAAGCAUUUAAAGCAGACAAUGAAACAGCAUGAAGUGUAUCACCAGCAAAUAUUAGGAGAGUAUCAGAGAUCAAGGGCUAAGGCUGGGAGAGAGAAACAGAUGAAAAUAGAACAAGUGAUAAGACAAUACCCUCACGACCCAGACCACCCUGAACGUGUUCAGCAGCUGCAGAGAGUUGAGAAGGAAUGGGAGGAGAAGAAUCAGUCACUUACAAAUGAACUGGCUAGGAUAGAACUGCUGCUGACAUCAGCUUAUGACAGAUAUCUCGAGAAAAACCUUCCUGCUCCUGAUACCCUACCAAUCACUGUCUGUCUCUCUGUACCUGAAAAAAACUUCACUGCCGACGACGUCAUAUUGAAACCCAAUGAGACGAUGGACACGAUUUUAAAGAAAGUGGAGGAGAUGAUGAAAGAAAAGAAAAUGGAAGUGACAAAGUUUCCUCCUUGCGAGGAAUUACAGAUCUCAUUACUGAGCCCAUUCGCCACUGAAAAUGAUGAUGAUGAUAAUCAAGAUGAAGAUGAUGAUGCUGUAGGAGGUGAAGCCUCUCUCUGUGCUGGUGGUGGCCUCAAGAAGCAUAAGGUGGGCGGAGCUUGCAAAGGAGGAGGAGAAGGGGAAGAGGAACAAGGACUCACUUCAUUAGUACACACUACACUUCAUGGGGACUGCAUGCCUGUACUCCAGUAUGGGAUUAAACCAGGUAGUGAGAUUAGGAUAAUGGGAAAGAUAGUUUUGAGAGGGGAGGAGCCAAAGCUUUGUUUUGCUUCUACGUUUGUGAAAGGAGAAGUCAAAACGAUCGACUAUUACGCAUGCAAAACAUGUCAAUUAGCAUCAUGGAUAUGUCAGAAUUGUGCUGAUGUAUGUCAUGAAGGGCAUGAUCUGAUCCCUUACAAGAUGAACCACGUAUCAACAUGGCCUUGUUGCUACUGCCAAAGAAAGAAAUUAUGUCUUAUAUCUCCGGGAAAAUAGUUACAAUAACAAUAUUUUUGUAAUUUUUAACAAUUUAUUUUUAUUUAAUUGUUUUAUUCGCUUUUAGAAUUAUAAUUAUGUAUCUUCUGUCUCUCCUUCUCCUAUUUUAAUCUUUUCCUCUCCUGUGACUAUCAUAAAUUGAUUAUUUGUGUCCUCAACUUUGUGUUUGUUAAAUUUUGUACAAGC
Messenger RNA from Amphimedon queenslandica, 1587 nucleotides. RefSeq names its product E3 ubiquitin-protein ligase TRIM39-like. Gene Ontology annotation, biological process: proteasome-mediated ubiquitin-dependent protein catabolic process. The coding region runs from base 16 to 1401 and encodes 461 amino acids. Gene Ontology annotation, molecular function: ubiquitin protein ligase activity. Lineage: Eukaryota; Metazoa; Porifera; Demospongiae; Haplosclerida; Niphatidae. The transcript has 17 exons. The record is from RefSeq and is a predicted model, not a curated record.